Lipotes vexillifer (Yangtze River dolphin) is the source of this 510-nucleotide messenger RNA. RefSeq names its product cytochrome c oxidase subunit 4I1 (gene COX4I1). Gene Ontology annotation, biological process: mitochondrial electron transport, cytochrome c to oxygen. The transcript is spliced from 4 exons. The record is from RefSeq and is a predicted model, not a curated record. Lineage: Eukaryota; Metazoa; Chordata; Mammalia; Artiodactyla; Lipotidae. Bases 1 to 510 code for a protein of 169 amino acids. Gene Ontology annotation, cellular component: respiratory chain complex IV.
AUGUUGGCUACCAGAGUACUUAGCCUAAUUGGCAAGCGAGCAAUUUCCACUUCGGUGUGUGUACGGGCACAUGGAAGUGUUGUAAGGAGUGAAGACUACGCUCUCCCGAAUUACGUCGACCGGCGUGACUACCCCUUGCCCGACGUGGCCCAUGUCAGGAGCCUUUCUGCCAGCCAGAAGGCCCUGAAGGAAAAAGAGAAGGCCUCCUGGAGCAGCCUCUCCAUCGAUGAGAAAGUUGAACUGUACCGCCUCAAGUUCAAGGAGAGCUUCGCGGAAAUGAACAGGAGCACGAACGAGUGGAAGACAGUUGUGGGCGCCGCCAUGUUCUUCAUCGGCUUCACUGCUCUCAUCCUCACCUGGGAGAAACUGUACGUGUAUGGCCCCAUCCCGCACACCUUUGAGGAGGAGUGGGUGGCCAAGCAGACCAAGAGGAUGCUCGACAUGAAGGUGGCCCCGAUCGAGGGCUUCUCAGCCAAGUGGGACUACGACAGGAACGAGUGGAAGAAGUAA